Notolabrus celidotus (New Zealand spotty) is the source of this 3206-nucleotide messenger RNA. RefSeq names its product gamma-aminobutyric acid receptor subunit beta-3-like. Gene Ontology annotation, molecular function: extracellular ligand-gated monoatomic ion channel activity; neurotransmitter receptor activity; GABA-A receptor activity. The record is from RefSeq and is a predicted model, not a curated record. The transcript has 10 exons. Gene Ontology annotation, cellular component: GABA-A receptor complex; neuron projection; membrane. Gene Ontology annotation, biological process: regulation of membrane potential; signal transduction; nervous system process. The coding region runs from base 406 to 1929 and encodes 507 amino acids. Lineage: Eukaryota; Metazoa; Chordata; Actinopteri; Labriformes; Labridae.
AGUGUAGACUAAGCUCCGUUCCCCAUUUGAACGCGCCGACUGCCUCCACCACCACCACCACCACCAGCAGCAGCAGCAGCAGCUCCUUCCCUGUGCGCCCUCCUCAUCAAUAUGCGCUUCAGCUUCUGAAUGUAUGAGCCUCGCACAGCCAGAGACGGCAGAGAACACAGGAGCCAGUAUCCAUGCCGUGAAGACGAUGUCUGCACAUCUUUUAUAUCUGACCCUAUCCAAAGCAAACUGCUGACUCCCCCCCUCCUCCUCCUCCUCAGUAGUCGACUUUCUCCUCCUUUUGGGCAAUCAAUGGAUUUACUCUGAUUUGAAGCGCGUCCGGAGCCGUCUCGUCUGUGAAUUGCUGCUGUUGCUUGUUGUAAACAACCAAAAAAGACAACAAAAAAAAGAAGGGUGAUGUUUGCUCUGCACCCUGCGCGUAAAUUCCGCGUCUUUUCCGCACUGGUUGUCGGUUCGAUUGUGUGUUGCGCGAAAAGCGUCAAUGAACCGGGCAACAUGUCUUUCGUGAAGGAGACGGUGGAUAAACUACUAAAAGGAUAUGAUAUCCGACUGAGGCCAGACUUUGGAGGGGCCCCUGUUGCAGUCGGGAUGAGCAUAGACGUGGCGAGCAUAGACAUGGUAUCAGAAGUCAACAUGGACUACACGUUGACCAUGUAUUUCCAGCAGUACUGGAGGGACAAGCGUCUAGCCUACAUAGGAAUCCCCCUUAACUUGACCCUGGAUAACAGGGUCGCGGACCAGCUCUGGGUUCCGGACACCUACUUCCUCAACGACAAGAAGUCCUUCGUCCAUGGAGUCACCGUCAAAAACCGAAUGAUCCGCCUGCACCCAGAUGGAACGGUUCUCUAUGGUCUCAGGAUAACCACAACAGCUGCAUGUAUGAUGGAUCUCAGGAGGUACCCCCUGGAUGAGCAGAACUGCACUCUUGAGAUAGAGAGCUAUGGCUACACCACAGAUGACAUCGAGUUCUACUGGAAAGGAGGCGAGUCGGCCGUGACCGGCGUGACACGGAUCGAGUUGCCUCAGUUCUCCAUCGUGGAUUACAAGUUGGUGUCCAGAAACGUAGUCUUUUCCACAGGUGCCUACCCUCGACUGUCUCUCAGCUUCAAGCUAAAGAGGAACAUCGGCUACUUCAUCUUGCAGACGUACAUGCCAUCGAUCCUGAUUACCAUCCUCUCCUGGGUCUCCUUCUGGAUCAACUACGAUGCAUCAGCAGCCAGAGUGGCUCUAGGAAUCACCACGGUGCUUACAAUGACCACCAUCAAUACCCACUUGAGGGAGACACUGCCCAAGAUCCCCUACGUCAAGGCCAUCGACAUGUACCUGAUGGGCUGCUUCGUCAUGGUCUUCCUGGCACUGCUGGAGUACGCCUUCGUCAACUACAUCUUCUUCGGGAGAGGGCCUCAGAUGCAAAAGAAGCUCGCGGAGAAGGCGGAAAAGGCCAACAACGAGAGGGCAGCCAAGUACGACGCCGCAAGGGAGGCAGGUAGUAGGACCGCAUCCCUAAAACGGUCCAAUCAGGUUAAAGGUCUUCGCCACUCACGCUCGGCGGAACAACCCGGCCACGGGAACAUCCUUCUAACCACCCUGGAGAUCCACAACGAAGUGGCGGGCGGUGAGAUCACCACCAGCGUGGCAGACAUUAGGAACUCUCAGUCCAUGGUGCAGUUGGAUAGCACGGCCUCAACGCAUAUCCAGUACCGUAAGCAGAGUGGCGGCAUCGGCCCGCGUUCCGCCAGCCGCCACUCUCUGGACCGGGCCGCUCAGAUGAAACGCAGCCGUCUGCGAAGGCGAUCGUCCCAGCUUAAAAUUAAAAUCCCAGACCUGACGGAUGUAAACGCCAUCGACCGCUGGUCGAGGAUCAUCUUCCCUUCUGUUUUCUCACUGUUCAACCUCAUUUACUGGCUUUACUAUGUCUGAUUGGACUGUUUCGUUCAGAUGUUUGUUGUUGUUUGUCUGUUUAUUUCUUUUUAUCAUGUUGUUCCUUUUCUUCCUUUUUUUCUGUUGCUUUUCUACGUGAUGGAAUCUGUCAAGUUAAAGACUGGAACACUUCAAACCAACAAAAAAAAGACUACUGAGUUUCGGACCAAGUACUCCGCACAAUUGCUUUUAUAUUUGCAGUCUUUGAACCCUUAGUUCCAAGGUGUUUUUAUUUUAUAACGUAUGUACUGUAAUCGGGACUUGUGACAUCAUUUCCCAACAUUUCCCCCUGUGAGUGAUUUGUAAAUAGAGAGAUACAAAGCCAGCAGUUGAAUAAAUAAUGGAGCAUUUGCAAAAAAGAAAAAAAAAAAAAAGCACAGUUAUAACAAGAUUUUUCUAAAGUCAAGAAAUACAGAAACUUUGUACUACACCCAAGUUGAGAUAAGUGACGGCAUUUCCUAGAAGUCAAUGAAACACCCAUGUAUGUUUGACUGGUACCCUAUGCACUCUUAAUGCAUGUCAUGAUCAACUGUAGUGGACAACAACAAAAAAAGACUUUUGCCUUUGGAAUGUUAAUAUUUUACAAACUUCUUUAUAACAUUGAUAGCAUUGAUUUAGAAGCCGAUACCCAACUUCAAUAACUCUAAAGUGAGGACUCGUCCUCGGAUCAGGAUUGUGACUCAGGUUCUGGAUCUUUUUCCUAUUGGGCAUCUCUCAAGGGGACUCCCUUUUUUUUUGGGUAAUUUGAUAAGUAAAAAACGAAAGCACAAUAUCGAACAAACUGCCAUUUUUCACUUCUACCUUCUUGCAACAGCGCUCCAAGUGAUAGCAUGACAGAAUUGCACUCAAAUUAACAAACUUCCUCGAAAGAAACUGUUUAACUGACUUUAAUUUAAAGCACUGCCAAGGGCCGUUUGGGCGUCAAUACUCAAUUUAUGAAAUACGAUGAUAUUUUUGUACUUUGUGUCUUCAGGUAUUCAUUUGAUUCCCUAACCUGUCUUGUAUUUUUCGUUCUUUCUCGACACUUUGAUGAGUGGAGGGAUGACCCAUAUUUUUGUACAUAAGUACAUAGGUGUGUAUAUACAUAAAUGUAUAUAUAUUCUGUGUGUACGACCCAAAAUGAAAAUGAUCAAUUAUUGAGCAUUUUGUGAUUGUUAACUGACAAUAACUGUCAGAAUAUUUAUCCAGAAAAAAAAAUUCAACUUCAUAGCCGACAGGUCAGAUCCAACAUUUAGCUCUCUGAAUACAUGUCUUCAAUCAUCAACCCUUGUGACGUC